AUGAUCUCAUUUGGGACAAGGCGCCUCAAGACAAGUCCCGAGCUCAAAUGGACGGAUUGUUACACUCAACUGGAAUGCGCCCGACUCCAAGUUCCUCUUAAUUAUUCAAACCCAGAAGGAGAUGCUGCGUCAAUUGCCGUAGUUAGGUUCCCCUCGCCGCUUGCCAAAACGUCUGACUACAAGGGCCCAAUCUUGAUCAACCCGGGCGGCCCAGGCGGCAGCGGCGUGGAAUUGAUGGCACAAAACGGCGCGGUGCUCUCACAGGUGCUGGGUCCCAACUUCGACAUUGUUUCCUUCGAUCCUAGAGGCAUUGGGCGCUCUACACCUCGUGCAUCCUUCUUUGACACCGAGGCUCAACGGCGGUUCUUUGAUACAUCGUUCGACGUGAUAAACGCGACGAGCGACGGCCUAGCCCGUAUCUGGGCGCGGGCGCAGAUAACGGGGGCACUCGCUACACAACAUAAUCAAAACAAUAUAUUCGAGCACUUCAACACCGAGAGCACGGCACGGGAUAUGCUGCGGAUCGUUGAAGCGCAUGGGCUGAAGAAUAUACAGUACUGGGGCUUUUCGUACGGCACAGUACUAGGAGCGACGUUCGCGUCCUUGUUCCCGGAUCGUAUUGACCGUCUUGUUCUUGAUGGUGUUGUCGACGCCGAGAAUUACUUUGCUACCCUUUGGUCCAAUAACUUGCUGGACACCGACAAGACCUUACAAACAUUCUUUGACGGUUGUUUUGAAGGUGGCCCCGACCUAUGCCCUUUCUACGAAUCCUCCCCUCAGGCCAUCUCCCGCAAACUAGACGACUUAACUCGAAGGAUCUUCCUGCGCCCCGUUCCGGUCCAAACAAACAUCUCCUACGGAUUGGUCGACUAUGAACGGCUGCGAAUAACGAUCUUUUCGAGCUUGUACUCGCCAUACGCUGACUUCCCCCGCCUCGCUCAGGGUCUCGCGGACCUCAUGCACGGAAACGGGACGGUCCUCUACCAGAUUCUCGAACAACCCGUAUUUGACUGCGCUUGCGGAACGCCUGCCCCGCUGACGUCGAUUGCGGAUGGCGGCACAGCGAUCCGGUGCACCGAUGGUGCGGAGGUACGCGAUACGGUUGACGAGUUGGAGCCGUUCGUGCAAGGGUUGCUGAGGGAUUCACAAUGGGGAGAAGUUUGGGCUUCCCUGAGGAUUGGGUGCUCGGCUUGGCCUAAGCAAGAAAAGAGACAUUUCAAAGGACCAUUCCUAGGAAACACCAGUCACCCAAUUCUGUGGAUCGGCAAUACUGCUGACCCAGUCACACCGAUCGCUGGAGCACGCAAGAUGGCUAAAGGCUUCCCCGGAUCCGUCGUUUUGACCCAAGACUCGCCUGGUCACUGUUCCAUUGCCGCGCCGUCCGUCUGCACUAUCGGCUUUGUCCGCGCCUACUUUGCGAACGGGACGCUCCCCGAUGAGGGCGUCGUCUGCUCAGUGAUUCAGCCCAUAUUCUCUGGACAGCCUGUGGAUAUCGGGGGUGUGCUUGGCCCACAGAAGCGCCAAGCUUUCGGAGAAGAAUCAGAGGCGAAGGACGAAGAUCUUGUUCAGGCUUUGGCACGUCUUCGCCAGAAUUUUAGAGUGCCGACCCCGUUCUAA
Messenger RNA from Pleurotus ostreatus (oyster mushroom), 1617 nucleotides. RefSeq lists its product as uncharacterized. The transcript has 13 exons. NCBI's taxonomy places the organism in Eukaryota, Fungi, Basidiomycota, Agaricomycetes, Agaricales, Pleurotaceae. The coding region runs from base 1 to 1617 and encodes 538 amino acids. The record is from RefSeq and is a predicted model, not a curated record.